This is a messenger RNA of Lodderomyces theae, 1332 nucleotides long. RefSeq names its product protoheme IX farnesyltransferase. The transcript has a single exon. Lineage: Eukaryota; Fungi; Ascomycota; Pichiomycetes; Serinales; Debaryomycetaceae. Gene Ontology annotation, biological process: heme biosynthetic process. Gene Ontology annotation, cellular component: mitochondrial membrane; mitochondrion. Bases 1 to 1332 code for a protein of 443 amino acids. The record is from RefSeq and is a predicted model, not a curated record. Gene Ontology annotation, molecular function: protoheme IX farnesyltransferase activity.
AUGUCGAGGUUGCAUUCAGUCCAGAACUUCAACUUUUUUUUCCACAACACGAAACGACGUCUCAUCAAUAGCCAAACAAACUUUAUCAACAAUCAAUUCCUCACUAGGAAAGUAAAGCUACCUCACAUUUCACACGAUAAGAAGGCCACUUCCUCGUAUUCAAGACCACAUGACAGCUCACUAACAAGAGGCUCCAACCACACCGAACUUGCAUCUACAAACGUGUUGGAAAACGUAGCAUCAAAAGUCCUCAUUUGUCAAGAACCGGAAGCAAAACUGUCUCAAAGCUUAUCCUCGGAAAACGCAGGUGCAGCCAAUAUCCCAUUCAAAAUAUCCCCCAAAGCACCAAGACCUUCCAAGGUUGUGGAGCCAGCAUCUCUUUUCACGUCCAAAACCAGCUUCAAGGAGGAGCUCAGAACAUAUGUCAAACUCACCAAACCCAAUUUAACAGUGUUGGUAACUUUAAGCUGUAUUUGUUCUUAUGCGAUAUCACCAUUGAGUGUCUCAUUUUCGGAAUUGUUGUUUUUAACAGCAGGUACUGCGUUGUGUUCAGGUGCAGCUAAUGCUAUAAAUAUGGGAAGAGAGCCUGAUUUCGAUCGACAAAUGCCAAGAACCGUGGGCAGACCGGUUGUGCGAGGAUUGAUUACUCCACAACAAGCAUACAACUUUGCAGCCGUAAUUGGAACCACGGGUGUUUCCAUGCUAUACUUUGGGGUAAACCCCAUUGUUGCGUCAUUAGGGUUUUUCAACAUAGUGUUGUAUGCAUGGAUAUACACGUCAAUGAAGAGGAAAUCGAUUCUCAACACUUGGGUGGGUGCUAUUGUUGGAGCUAUACCUCCAUUGAUGGGGUGGGCUGCGUCCUCGUCGUUGUGGCAUCCAGGUGCGUGGUGUUUGGCUGGUUUACUUUAUGCGUGGCAGUUCCCACACUUUAAUGCUUUAUCUCAUGGCAUUGCCCAACAAUAUAAACAAGCGGGAUACGUGAUGACGGCCGCAGAAAACCCCAAGUUGAAUGCUAGAGUAGCUUUACGGUACUCGAUUUUAAUGUUUCCCCUAUGUUUUGGAUUAAGUUAUUUUGGAGUAACUGAUUGGGUUUUUCCCUUUGACUCUGCCAUUGCUAAUGGAUGGCAAGCAUAUUUGGCAUUCAAGUUUUGGCAGCAACAGCUGAAAAACUACAAGAACCCCAAGGGUCCCACACCGGAGGGGAUAGCGUUGGCUGGCGUCCAUGCAAAGAAACUCUUCUGGUGCUCAGUAUGGCACCUUCCUGCCGUGUUGAUAUUGGCAAUGUUGCAUAAGAAGGACCAGUGGGAUAGACUAUAUAAUUAUUUGUUUUGA